GUGCUGCUGGUGAGGGGGGCGGGGGUGAGAGCCAUAAGAGACGGGGACAUGACGAAACAGCAGCGCGGAGGAGGACGGACAAACUAGGCUGAGAGACGGACGGACAGUCAGUCGCCUUUACCCCCUCCUCCUCCUCCUCCUCUUCCUCAUCCUCAUCCUCAUCCUCCUCCUCCUCGCUGACGGCUUGACUGACACACACAUGCACGCACGCACGCACGCUCGCACAGGCGCUUGGCACAUACAUGCACAUCAUUCACUUUUUUUUUUCCGGCUGCGCAUCCUGGAGUAAUUGGGCACCGGGAGCUCCACAGCAGAGGAGGGCAUCGCAUGUCCAGCCUGGCCGGGAAUCAGUGUGACCCCCGACGGAUAGGAGUUCUCCACUUGACAGGAUGGGGGGAGUAAGUGAAGGAGAUGAUGUUUUGGCUCGAUGGAGUGAUGGACUACUGUACCUCGGCAAUGUAAAAAGAGUCGACGGCGUCAAGCAAUGUUGCCUGGUGAGAUUUGAGGACAACUCCGAGUUCUGGGUGCUGAGAAAGGACAUUCACUCCUUUGCCGCUGGAGUGGAAGAAGUUUGCUGUAUCUGUGACGCGCCGCCUCUUAAAGAACCCCUCAUAAAUUGUCUUAAAUGUCGCCACGGUUAUCAUCCAGAGUGCCACACGCCAACCAUCGAACCGGAAGCUGACAGCGACUCGUGGAUAUGUCGGCAAUGUGUCUUUGCAGUCGCAACCAAGAGAGGCGGGGCCCUCAAGCGGGGACGCUUUGCCCGGCUCAUGCAGUUUAUGAAACUCCGACUCCCUUACCAGCUGUCGUCUCUGGACUGGGACCCGCAGCACCUGACCAAUCAGCAGCAGUGUUACUGCUACUGUGCCGGACCUGGAGAGUGGAACCUGAAGAUGCUGCAGUGCGGAGGCUGUGGUCAGUGGUUCCACGAGGCCUGUACACAGUGUCUAACAAAGCCAUUACUGUAUGGAGACAGGUUUUAUCAGUUCCAGUGCUCCGUGUGCACAAAGGGACCAGAGACCAUCCAAAGACUACCCAUGACCUGGGUGGACUUGGCUCACCUAGUUCUCUACCAUCUCUCGCUGUGCUGCAAGAGGAAAUACUUUGAUUUUGACCAUGAAAUCCUGUCCUUCACCAACGAGAACUGGGACUCGUUGCUCCUAGGCGCGCUCUCUGACACGCCGAAGCAGGACCGCUGUCACAAUCUCCUCAACGCUCUGAACUCCCACAAGGACAGGUUCGUUUCCGGAAAGGAGAUCAAGAAGAAGAAGUGUCUUUUUGGGCUCCAGGUCCGAGCCCCACCUCCGCUGACCUCCGAUUCGUCUCCCCUUAUCACAGAGCCACCUAUCAACAUCACACACCGCAGAAGCCCGCUGUCACUGCCCUGCCAGAGGAGAGUCGGGGGGCCCGAGUCACGUAAAUCAAAGCGUCGCAUCAUGGAGACACAGGCUUGUCCACCUCCGGUCGCUGCCAACCCCAUCGAGCUGCUGCCAUGUUGUCAUGGUUACAUGGGAGAGGCCAACCUUUACAACUCCAGGAAGUCCGAGGAGGAGCUUAACCUGAGCUCUCCUCCCAAACGGAUGUACGGCCGCUACCACACCACCUACAAUGGAAACACUGCACUCUCCAGGAGCCUCCAUCACUACAACAGCAUGGAGGACACCUGCAGGUUACCCCCCCCCUGCUUCCCUUACCCUCUCAAUUCCAAUGGCAGCCAUCACCACCACCACCUCCACCAGCACCAUCACAGCCACCAACACAACAGCAACAACCACCAACACCAGCACCAACCGGGGCAGAAGCCGCUGGAGCCCCUCAUCCUGCGAGAUUUGCCCCCUUACCAGGCCGGCAUGGGCGGAGGCGGUGGCGUAGGUGGAGGAGGAGGAAGCGGAGGGGGUGGCGGUGGCGGUGGCGGCGGCGGCGGAGGAGGAGGAGGAGGAGGAGGAGGAGGAGGUGGAGGGCUGGUGGGAGUCGGAGGAGGCGGGACAGUGGCCAGGAGCUGGGGUGGAGGGGAGGCGGUGAGGAUCUUGGCGAGACGCGUGACGCCGGACGGGAAGGUUCAAUACCUGGUGGAGUGGGAGAACUGCCUAUAUGGGUUGUGUACCUGCCAAUCGCCCAAUCGGACGACACAUGACACGAGGCCACAUUGCUCACAAGCGAGAGGAUGGCUCUCCGUCAGUUAAAGGAGACAUGUGAUGCCUUUUCAGUUCAGAGAACGCUGCUCGGUACUUCCUGGGAAUCGUGAUGUCACAACGAGCGGCAGCAGCGAACAGUUGGAGGAAAGUGAUCGGGGCGCGUAAAAACUUUUUUCUUAAAAUUAAAAGCAUGAGCACGAUAUGUCUCCUUUAACAGACACAACCACGUGGGUAAACGACGAGCCGUUAUCACGUUGAGCCGAGUUUUUAAACGAGAACUGGACUGUGAUCUAACUGUACAUUCCAAACAAAAGAAAUUUACUUUAAACGUUACCGAAACGUCAUCAGAAGGGACUUUAUUUUGAAAGGAUGCGUGUUUUUUGAAGGUGCAGCCACUCUGCUGCUGCUGUUCAGUUUCCUGACGCAGGAAGUUCAAUCCUGGGGUUCAGAGUUGCAGUGCAGGUGAAGAAGACGCUGACAGGCCCGACUCACUCCAACCCAGAGUCUCUUAUUUUGAAGGUACAACAUGAAAACGAGGCCUGGCGGAUCAUGUCCCCUCUUCUCGGGUUUUCUUUUUCUUUGUUACAUCAUUCUAGAAAAACUGUGGUGCAAGUUUCAGAGUUUAUAUUUUAUACAGAGGUUUAUUUCAGUGAUCUGUCGGAUAAAACUUACACCACUUAUACAUUUGUCAGUUUUAUCUUGGAAGAAAGUUUGUGUUGUUGUUUUAGAAAAAGAAAAAGACGAGUGCAGCGUUUCAACUGUUCAUCAGACCGAUGCAGACCUCUCAGAUUUGAUUUCAACACAGUCCUCUCUGUUGAGCUCUCUCCUCAGUGACUGUUUGACAGUAGUUUAUCAGGAAGGUCGGAACCUUUCCAGGCGAUGGUGAUGAAUGUAUCUGUGUGUUUUCUAUGGUAUGUCUAUACCCGUCAAGUGCUUGUUAUAGGUUGUACUCAAGGUGGAACUCAACCAGAUUAGUUUGAAACUAAAUAGGAGGAGGAGUUAAAGGACGUCCAGCAUUGAGGAACAGACUUUUAUUUUGGUGGAGAGGUAUAGUCUUCUUUCUUUCUUAUUGGUAGUCAAGUCCAAGUUCACUUUGAUGUAUUUUUGGAGAAAUUACGUUUGUACAUGUAUACUCUGCAUUGACGCACCUAAUAUGUAA
Molecule: messenger RNA, 3294 nt
Organism: Paralichthys olivaceus (Japanese flounder)
Lineage: Eukaryota; Metazoa; Chordata; Actinopteri; Pleuronectiformes; Paralichthyidae
Gene: phf1
Product: PHD finger protein 1
Biological process (GO): regulation of DNA-templated transcription; chromatin organization
Cellular component (GO): nucleus
Molecular function (GO): chromatin binding; DNA binding
Source: RefSeq, a predicted model, not a curated record